Messenger RNA from Phalaenopsis equestris, 598 nucleotides. RefSeq names its product oil body-associated protein 1A-like. The transcript has a single exon. Bases 35 to 583 code for a protein of 182 amino acids. The record is from RefSeq and is a predicted model, not a curated record. NCBI's taxonomy places the organism in Eukaryota, Viridiplantae, Streptophyta, Magnoliopsida, Asparagales, Orchidaceae.
CUCCUCCUCCUCCUCCUCAAGCAAAUCUCACUCCAUGUCCACCGACUCCGACUCCGCCGGCGAAGUUCCCGGCGAUCCAACACACCUCUCCACUUCCCUCAUGAGCGCAACUAGCCUAAUCCAAUCCUUUGCACCCAUCUCCCGCAUCCAUCAACACCUCUGCGCCUUCCACCUCUACGCCGAUGACAUGACCCGACAGGUCCAAGCCCACCACUUCUGUUCCCACGUCAACGAAGACGUCCGCCAAUGUCUCAUCUUCGACUCGCUGGAACCCGGCGCGCGUCUUAUCGGCGUCGAGUACAUCAUCACCGAGCCUCUCUUUCUUACCCUUCCCGACGAGGAGAAGCCACUUUGGCACUCGCAUGAGUAUGAGGUAAAGAGUGGAGUCCUCUUCCUGCCCGGUGUUCCAGGGAUCGUUGAGCGUCGGGAUCUCGAGAAGGUUGCCAAGACCUACGGGAAGACAUUCCAUUUCUGGCAAGUGGAUCGUGGUGACGAGCUUCCCUUGGGAGUACCGUCUCUCAUGAUGGCGCUUACUAGAGACGGUCAGCUUCAUGAGGAUCUCGCCCGAGGUAUUCUUAAUUAGCUUGGUUGUUUUGGG